CAGUCGCAACGGGUAGCUCUCUCGUACUUAUCAGGCUGUUACAGUUGAACCACUGAGACAACGUUGCAGAUCGUGCUUGACAUUCAACAUCUGUCUUCAUAGUGACUGAACUACCUUAACGGCCGAUUCAUGGCAAUUCCCGUCUUACUAAGACACGUCAAUUGUGGCCUGUUACUGACGGCCUCCACGUUGACAGCCGAUCAACACAGCUUCAUCUGUUGAUGAGGCAACCCGCCGUUCGCUUGUCGGAGCUUCAGCUAUCGAAACAUUCUGAUCCGAGGUGCUGCCUUUAGCAAACAACGCCAACAAUUACUUACAGUCCAUCCAGACAUAGAGAUUACAGUAAAAAUGACCUUCUACUCCUCUCAUCUCAACCAACCCCUCCGUUCGCACCACUCUCCCGACUUCGACAGCUCCCCCGCUUCGUCCCCCGGCGCCAUCACCCCACCGGGCGGUCCCGUCUCCCCAAGCUCUUCCACCUUCCUCUCCUCAUCCGUCUCGAGCCUCUGGGGCGGCCUCGUGCGUCGCUUCUCGGGUGAACCCUCGGCGUCCGCCCGAAUUCCUUCCGGUCUCCCGCACGCGCGCACGUUCGAACCCGACGGCGACGGUAAGGACAAGCCCAGCGGAUACGGGAACGGCCUCGACAACGUUUACAUCCCGACCCAUCUCCUGCAUGCCCGCCGCACCGCGUCACCGAUGCCGCCACCACCGUUGGAGCCGCUACAAUUGGUGGGGUUCUCCGAGGAGACAAGGCAUGAUGCGCGGCUGUUGACGAAGCCGAUCGCAGAGGAGAUACGUAUCAUGGUCCCGGCGCGGCUGGGAAUUGUGGACGAGUGGCGGUUGGUGUAUAGUCUGGAGCAAGACGGGGCCAGCCUGGCAACGCUGUUUGAAAAGUGCGCAAAAUAUCAGGGAAAGCGGGUUGGGUUUGUGUUGUGCGUGAAGGACUGUGAGGGUGGUCUCUUCGGCGCCUAUCUUUCCGACCCGCCGCAUCCCGCACCAAAAUACUUCGGCACCGGCGAAUGCUUCCUCUGGCGCGCCUCCGUCCUCUCCCCGCUCCCUCCUCCGCCAUCGGCUAUCGACAACCACCCCACCACCAACACGCGAACAGCCACGAUCACUGCUGAGCAACCUUCUCGCUCGACAACCCCUCAUUCAAUCCGCUUCAAAGCCUUCCCAUACUCGGGCAUAAACGAGUACUACAUGCUCUGUGAGCCACACUUCCUCUCGCUCGGCGCCGGCGAUGGAAAGUAUGGACUGUGGCUGGACGACUCGCUCGAGCGGGGCGUCAGUUCCACAAGCCAGACGUUCGGGAACGAGCCGCUGAGUGAUGAAGGAGAAAAGUUCGGGGUGUUGGGUGUUGAAGUUUGGGUGAUCGGUGCGUAG
Molecule: messenger RNA, 1383 nt
Organism: Chaetomium strumarium
Lineage: Eukaryota; Fungi; Ascomycota; Sordariomycetes; Sordariales; Chaetomiaceae
Product: TLD-domain-containing protein
Exons: 2
Coding region: 349-1383 (344 amino acids)
Biological process (GO): response to oxidative stress
Cellular component (GO): nucleus
Source: RefSeq, a predicted model, not a curated record